Molecule: messenger RNA, 2629 nt
Organism: Liolophura sinensis
Lineage: Eukaryota; Metazoa; Mollusca; Polyplacophora; Chitonida; Chitonidae
Product: LHFPL tetraspan subfamily member 3 protein-like
Exons: 3
Coding region: 303-1157 (284 amino acids)
Biological process (GO): sensory perception of sound
Cellular component (GO): plasma membrane
Source: RefSeq, a predicted model, not a curated record
GUUGUGAUCAGGCUUGAGUUCGUGAUUAUGUGGACAGAGAAAAAAUAUAAAACGACAUAGCAGUACAGCCAUAACUACGCUGAAGGCUAGUCUACCUGUUGAGAGCCAGCCUCACCCAUUUUACCUGUCUCAGUUAAGACGAUUGAUAAGAACUUUCGGAUCGUUCGUAGAGGAAACACAGCGCUGACUGGAAGGCUUCAGAAAGGGGUACAACUGUUGUACAUAGGUGUUGCCGUCCGUAUUUCUGGUCAGAUACUCUUCAGUUCUUCGUAAAGGGUGUUGAAUUACUAUACGACGUCAAGAUGAUGAGCGACCCGAAAUACACGCCGGCGACCCUUCAAUAUUACCGGACCAGGUACAUCAGGGAAUACAGAGCAAUUUGUGUUCUCUGGGGCGUUUUGACGAUCAUAUUUUGCAUUUUAAACGUAGUAUGUUUUGUCCAGCCCCAGUGGAUAGGGGAUACACACACGACAGUGGGAUACGGACAUUUUGGACUGUAUCGACAUUGUGAACCAUCCACUUACACCUUUCCCAACGAAGAAUUUCGCUACAUAUGUAAAGGAAAUUUCGCCGUGUUCUCCGAGAUCCUGAAUGGUUCUUUCAAGGCAGCGACGUUUUUCGUGGGCAUGUCGGCCCUGCUGAUGUUGCUGUGUGUCGCUGGUAUUAUGCUGUUCUUCUGCUUCAAGAGGCGUUGGGUGUUUAUCCUCUGUGGAAUAAUCCAAGUAGUGUGUGCUGUGUUUAUGUUCCUUGGCUGUGUCAUUUAUCCAUCUGGCUGGGAUCACCAAAGGGUCGUCGACUUAUGCCGUCAUUCGGAGGACCCUGACAUGGAAGUUGGAAUGUACAAACUUGGAGCAUGUGGGAUCAGGUGGGCAUACAUCCUGGCCAUUUUGGGAAUUAUUGAUGCCGCUGUCCUAGCUGCAUUAGCCUUCGUUCUGGCGACCAAGACAGCCAAGCUCAUGGAUGAAUAUCACCUAACCAAUGGAAUGGUCUCCAAAUCUGAGUUUAAUGGUUAUGCUGGUGACACCAUGUCCAGACGAUCCAUGCCAAUUCAACCAAUGGUCACUGUUCCGGACAAUGACCAAGUGGAUCGCUACUCCGAGUACUCUCACAGGUCUGAGAAGUCCAAGCGGUCAGCGGCAAACAACUUCCAGUUGUAAACAACUGACCAUUGCUUUAAAGGGAUUAGAGUAUCUUUACGCAUCACAGAAAACCUUUGUUUCCAAAUGCUGGUCAUUGUUGCAAAGAUGAAAGCUAGUUAGACCGUAUUACCAACAAUGGCGGAUAAACCCAUUUACAUUAAGUCAUGUGAUAUGAAUAUAAUUUUUGUCUAUUGAACCUGCAUAACAGUGAUGCAAAGCCGAGUCUGUGUACAAAAAAUAAAGCUCUGAAUCUUGCUUCUGUCAUUUGAUACGCUGUGCUGUGCUACACCAAUACAUUCUUUCCAAAUACUUACCAAGAUCCAAAUGGAUCCAAAUAAAAACUGGAUAAUGCUGGACAACAAAAGCUCGUGUAUUGGGGCUACUGUUCUUGUGGUUUAUCUCCUUCGAUCGCUUUGUUGUAGACUGAAAUUUAAAUCAACCAGAUAUCUCUUAUGCAGAUGGUAACUUCUGGUAGGCCAAGCUAGCCAUAAUUAUGUGUAAAUAUCACCAGUAUAUUGUAUAACUUAUGGUGUUUUUCGUUUUGAAACCAUGUAUUCCUGAUGUGAAAAUGGAAAAGGUUUACUAAGCACAUAGACUUAAUGCCCCAAAUGGUCAGAAUGUUCUAGUGUAUGAUUUACUUUUAAGAAAAUCUAUAAUUGUAAAGGAGCUUUUGCUUAUGUAUACUUAAAACAUACAAAUAUCCUGUCAUAUUACCAUAUAUACACAAUUUACCAACUUUACUUCAGUUUUAACCAAAUUUUUUUCUUGUGUGAUAACUUUAUCUAUUUGAUAACUACUGAAUUUAAUGAAGUAAUCUUGGGAAUGGGAGUUCUGUCUGAGGGAAUGUUUUAGCAAGUUUAUACUAUUUUCCAGAAAAUAAUUGUAUAUAUGAGGAAUAUACGAGUAAUCAUUUAUAUUUUAUAUAUUCUACAUGAUCAUAUUUGUAUAUAAGAGAAUGCAAUGAUUCCCUUCAGUUUUUUUUUAUUACUUGCAUGUUUAUAGCUUUUAAAUGAACUUGAAAAAUGUUCCCAAUAUAUUGUAACUACUCGUUGGCUAUGUCAAAGGUGUACAAAGACCAAGGGUUGUUGAUAAACAUCUCCUGUUUUCCCUUUCGCCUGAGUUGUAAAAUGUCUCAAAAGAACGACUUUGUAUCGCUAUCUACAUCUGUUUCUAGAUUAUAACCUAUGAUACAUUUUUAUAAGGUCUAUUUCUAAGGUUUUUUGUGAAGUUUUUUUUUACGACAAAAACAUAAAAUGCUAAUUUAUCACAACUGUCUUGAAAUUUAUGGAAACCUAUGUAAAGCAGACAAAGCCACAAAAUUUCCUGGUGCCGAAACACCUAUCACGAAAAACGGCUGUGGUCUUGUUGGCUUGAAUAUGUUUCAGUAAAUACCAUGACACGGGGAUUUGAGUUGGUCGAUGUAAAUUUAUGUAGCAAUAUACGUAAAGCAACAACUGGAUCAAGUCUUUUAAUAAAGCGUUGUAUGACAA